AAUAAUUAAUUAGUUUCGAGCUAUGCGAAGAAAACUACGGAUUUGCGAUUUCGAGCCUACUUUCGUCUCUCCCAGCUAUCCUCAUGGCGUCCUUCCACCGCCCACCUGAAUAUCCCGAUGGCUUCUGAGCCUAGAAUCCAAAUCCCCACAUGGCCCCCACUCUGCGUUGCCUCCUUUUCUUCAUCUUCUUCCUCCUCCUCCUCCGCCGCCGCGCAGCAGCCGCCCCUGUCUUCACCGAAUUCCUCUACCCCAAUUUCUCAGCCUCGAGUGUGAACUACCUUGAGAAAGGCGGAAUCUUUUUCUACUCCAACACCUCCACCUUCUACGGCACACUCUCCUCCCAAGCUCCGCAAUCCCCCUUCGUCUUCUCCAUCGUACACUCUCCGACCUCCGCCGUCGUCUGGUCGGCGAACGCCGCGAAGCCCGCGCCGUACACUGCCGAGCUCUCCUUCAACGCCACCGGAUUCUCCAUCUCCUUGCCAGACGGUACCGUUCUCUGGGCCACCCCGAAGCUCCCUCGUCCAGCAAACGCCGCUUGUCUCCUCGAUUCAGGGAAUCUCAUCGUCCUCGAUGCAGCCAACGUCUCUAUGUGGCAAUCCUUCGCUUAUCCCACCGACACGCUUCUAUCAUCCCAGCGCCUUCCGUCUGGAAGCUACCUCUCAACUCCCGGCGAUGAUUACCGCCUCAUGGUUACUGACAGCGAUGCUGUACUUCUCUGGUCGAUCGGCGACGCUCAACAGUUCUGGCGUUUAUCUUCCGAUAUCCGCUUUUUUAAGGACCUCAACUCCCAGGUUGCUUACAUGGCGGCGAACGAGUCCGGGCUUUACCUGUUCUCCUCCGCCGGGACUGUUGUGUUCGAGGUUAGUCUCCCUCCGACAAAGCUACGCAUUUUGAAAUUGGAGUCCAACGGUCAGUUCAUCAUCAAGGGUUACUCCGGCACGGGUUCCGCACUGGAUCAAGCGCUCGUUGCGCCGAGCGGCUUAUGCGAUCUUCCAUCGUCCUGCAAACAGCUCGAUGUCUGCACCGUGCAGAACCAGGCUGCCACCUGCAAUUGCCCUGCUUCGUUCACCGCAUCGCAUAACGGCGGUUGCGCGCCGAGCGAUGGCUCCACCGUCUUCUCUCCAUCGGGGUGCACCAGCAGAAACAAGAGCCAGGAAAGUUAUCGGAGCUUGGGAGGCGGAGUCGGGUACAUCCCGAACAAAUUCGCGAGUCCGGUGAGCUCGGGAAGGGAUUUCGCUUCCUGCCGUGAUUUUUGCAGCGGGAAUUGUACUUGCCUAGGGUUUUUCUACUCGGCAUCAUCACAGUCCUGCUUUCUGGUUAAGAAACAGAUCGGUUCCCUCGUUAGCAACACCAACGAUGGAGUUUCGGACACCGGAGUCGGAUACAUCAAGGUACUGGAAACCCCUCAAACACCAUCGGUUUCAAGCAGAGGCUCUUCCUCCUCCAAUCUUCUCCCGAUUCUCUUACCUUCCAUCGCAGUAUUCCUUCUUAUCAUCGUCCUGAUCUUCGCCGGAACCCAAUGGCAUCGCCGCCGUCGCCGACACCAUAGCGGAAAGAGAAGAUCCCGAACCUCAUCGUCCUCAAAACCCUCUAAUAUGAAAGAUAUCUACCUCGGCCGGAAUCCCGCAUGGCCAUCCCCAGGCGACGAACACGGAUUCACCGGCGACGACUCCAAUUCCGAUUCCGAUGAGAUCUCCAUCCCGGGCCUGCCAACCCGAUUCACCUACUCCGACCUCGCUUCCGCCACCGAUAACUUCAGCGUCAAGAUCGGUUCCGGCGGUUUCGGCGAGGUUUUUAAGGGACAACUUCCCGAUAAAAGUUUUGUAGCCGUGAAACGGAUCAGCGCUGCUCUCGGAGGCGGAGUUCACGGCAAGAAGGAGUUCUGUACGGAGAUCGCCGUCAUCGGCAACAUCCACCACGUGAACCUGGUUCGCCUCCGCGGAUUCUGCACCGAGGGCCGCCGCCGGAUGCUGGUAUACGAGUACAUGAAUCGUGGAUCCCUCGAGCGCCCCCUAUUUGGCGCCGCUGGUCCUGUGCUGGAGUGGCAGGAACGGAUGGACAUUGCCAUCGGAGCGGCACGAGGGCUUGCCUACCUCCACUUCGGCUGUGAUCAAAAGAUCAUUCACUGUGACGUAAAGCCGGAGAACAUACUCCUCCACGACGGCGGCGGCGUUAAAAUCUCCGACUUUGGUCUUGCAAAGCUCAUCAGUCCGGAGCAGUCCAGUUUCUUCACGACGAUGAGGGGGACAAGGGGAUACCUGGCACCGGAGUGGCUCACCAAUUCGUCAAUCUCCGACCGGACAGACGUCUACAGCUAUGGAAUGGUACUGCUAGAAAUCAUUCGUGGUCGGAAGAACAGGACUGUUGAAUCUAGCGGCGGAGGCGGCGGUGGGUCGUCGAGUGGCGGAUCUGGGAUUGGAGAGGUGGGGUAUUUUCCGAUGGCCGCAUUGGAGAUGCACGAGAGGGGAAGAUAUUUGGAACUUGCGGAUCGUAGGCUGGAGGGGAGGGUGAGGGAGGAGGAUGUGAGGCUAGCAGUAAAGGUGGCAUUGUGUUGUCUGCAUGAAGAUCCUGGGCUGCGGCCAACCAUGGCCAGUGUGGCAGCAAUGCUCGAGGGGGCGAUGGAGGUGACUCAGCCACGGCCGGAGGCUCUCAAUUUUCUUCGGCUAUAUGGAAGGGGGUUUGUUGAUUACGGCGGCAGCAGCACCACCACCGGAGAGCAGGUCACUGGUACUACAAGCAGCAGCUCUGCUGUCUCCUACUCUUACAUGACCUCGCAGGAGGUAUCGGGGCCAAGAUAGACAUUUUUU
Molecule: messenger RNA, 2807 nt
Organism: Phalaenopsis equestris
Lineage: Eukaryota; Viridiplantae; Streptophyta; Magnoliopsida; Asparagales; Orchidaceae
Product: G-type lectin S-receptor-like serine/threonine-protein kinase At5g35370
Exons: 1
Coding region: 150-2798 (882 amino acids)
Biological process (GO): protein phosphorylation
Molecular function (GO): protein serine/threonine kinase activity; ATP binding
Source: RefSeq, a predicted model, not a curated record